AUCAGGUCAGCCAGACCGGGUCGCCACUGACAGAGAGGCAGGGCUGCCCCGAGGGAGAGAGACCGGCCUCAUACAAGAGAGGAGACGAGACAAGAAGAAGAGGGGGAGAGAAGCACACACACAGGGCUUGUUGCACUGCAAAGACAGAGUGCAUCAGUGCAAAGUCUUUUUAUGUUGCGUGUGGAGGCUGAGGAGAAAACACCAGAGGAAGAGAUGAGCUUUGGAGCAGCGUGCAUUUUCUUGCGAGGAGGGAAGAAUAUUGAACGGGAGCUGGCUGAUGAUGAGAUCGAUGAACUGCGGGAGGCGUUCAAUGAGUUUGACAAAGACAAGGAUGGGCUGAUCAGCUGCAAGGACCUGGGCAACCUGAUGAGGACCAUGGGCUACAUGCCCACUGAGAUGGAGCUGAUUGAGCUGGGCCAAAACAUCAACAUGAAUCUUGGUGGCAGAGUCGACUUUGAGGACUUUGUGGAGCUGAUGGCCCCGAAGCUUCUGGCAGAAACUGCGGGGAUGAUUGGCAUGAAGGAGCUCAAAAACGCCUUCAAAGAGUUUGACAUGGACGGAGAUGGGGAGAUCACAACAGAGGAGCUGCGUUCGGCCAUGAUCAAGCUGAUGGGCGAGCACAUGAGCCGGAGAGAGAUAGAUGCUAUAGUACAAGAAGCAGACAACAACGGAGAUGGCACGGUAGAUUUUGAAGAGUUUGUAAGAAUGAUGUCCCGCCAGUGAGAGCCCAGGAGGAUGGCGAUUAAGAAAAUACAUUUCCACCUCUCCACUGACACACAUAUAUAUAAUCACACUGGCUCUCACUAACCCAGACAGAUACACAUCAUGUACAGACUUGUACAUAUGUAGGGCAAACACAUAUUUAUGUUGACAUUCAAAUAAAGCCCUGCAAUAAAACCUCAAGGAAUGUCAUUCUCAGAGAGAAUUUUAUGCAAAGCUAUGCAAAGAUCGACAAUCUUCUGAUGACACGUUUUCUCAGAAAUUUAAGAAUGAUGUAGAAAGUGUGUAUACGAAUAGGAAUCAUGUUGUUUUGUUUCAUUAUAUGGAUUGUAUAUAACAAGAGUUGAUCAUUUUGGAUUGUUUUGUUUCUGAAAUGUAUUUAUUCCUCAUGGAAUGUAUUUAUUCUUCAUUAAAUUAUUGUGGCAACUGCA
Myripristis murdjan (pinecone soldierfish) is the source of this 1151-nucleotide messenger RNA. RefSeq names its product calcium binding protein 5a (gene cabp5a). Gene Ontology annotation, cellular component: cytoplasm. The record is from RefSeq and is a predicted model, not a curated record. Gene Ontology annotation, molecular function: calcium channel regulator activity; calcium ion binding. Bases 172 to 723 code for a protein of 183 amino acids. Lineage: Eukaryota; Metazoa; Chordata; Actinopteri; Holocentriformes; Holocentridae. The transcript has 7 exons.